Messenger RNA from Branchiostoma belcheri (Belcher's lancelet), 816 nucleotides. RefSeq names its product stress protein DDR48-like. The record is from RefSeq and is a predicted model, not a curated record. NCBI's taxonomy places the organism in Eukaryota, Metazoa, Chordata, Leptocardii, Amphioxiformes, Branchiostomatidae. The coding region runs from base 1 to 816 and encodes 271 amino acids. The transcript is spliced from 3 exons.
AUGGCGUGUGAUGCCCCCUAUCUAAUGAAAACAAAGAUGGUGGUGAUCUACGCAGCUCCAUCGCCAACUCAAGAGUCAGAGAACCCGGCGGGAGGAGAUGUCCCCGCGGCGUCUACGGAAGAGGCAGACAGUAACACCGAUGGUGCUGCCUCUGGUACCACGGAAGAGACCGGCACUUUUGGUGAUGGCACACGUCCUAAAGGCACCACAGAAGAGGCCACUGCCCCGGUUGGUGCAGUGGGCUCAAAGCCUGACAACAUCAAACCGGAGGAUGUUUACGGAUACAACAAACCGGAGGAUGUUUACGGACACAACAAACCGGAGGAUGUUUACGGAUACGACAAACCGGAGGAUGUUUACGGACACAACAAACCGGAGGAUGUUUGUGGACACAACAAACCGGAGGAUGUUUGUGGACACAACAAACCGGAGGAUGUUUACGGAUACGACAAACCGGAGGAUGUUUGCGGAUACAACAAACCGGAAGAUGUUUACGGACACAACAAACCUGAGGAUGUUUACGGACACAACAAACCGGAGGAUGUUUACAGCUACGACAAACCGGAGGAUGUUUACGGACACAACAAACCGGAGGAUGUUUGCGGACACAACAAACCGGAUGAUGUUUACGGACACAACAAACCGGAGGAUGUUUACGGCUACGACAAACCGGAGGAUGUUUACGGACACAACAAACCGGAGGAUGUUUACGGACACAACAAACCGGAGGAUGUUUACGGACACAAGAAACCGGAGGAUGUUUACGGAUACAACAAAUCGGAGGAGGUUAGCUGUGCUUACAAGGCUAGAGCAUAG